Molecule: messenger RNA, 1111 nt
Organism: Manacus vitellinus (golden-collared manakin)
Lineage: Eukaryota; Metazoa; Chordata; Aves; Passeriformes; Pipridae
Gene: SNRNP40
Product: small nuclear ribonucleoprotein U5 subunit 40
Exons: 7
Coding region: 43-750 (235 amino acids)
Cellular component (GO): catalytic step 2 spliceosome
Molecular function (GO): protein binding; RNA binding
Source: RefSeq, a predicted model, not a curated record
GCUGGAGGAGCUGAGCCCCUCACAGUGCCUCUUGCCCACAGCAUGCUCUUCUCAGCCUCCACGGACAAGACCGUGGCCGUGUGGGACAGUGAGACCGGGGAGAGGGUGAAGAGGCUGAAGGGCCACACGUCCUUCGUGAACUCCUGUUACCCGGCCCGGAGGGGCCCCCAGCUCGUCUGCACCGGCAGCGACGACGGCACCGUCAAGCUGUGGGACAUCAGGAAGAAAGCUGCUGUGCAGACAUUCCAGAACACCUACCAGGUGCUGGCUGUCACCUUCAACGACACCAGUGACCAGAUCAUCUCUGGAGGCAUCGACAACGACAUCAAGGUGUGGGACCUGCGGCAGAACAAGCUCACCUACACCAUGAGGGGCCACGCCGACUCGGUGACGGGGCUCAGCCUGAGCUCUGAGGGCUCCUACCUGCUCUCCAACGCCAUGGACAACACAGUUCGUAUCUGGGACGUGCGGCCCUUUGCCCCCAAGGAGAGGUGUGUGAAGAUUUUCCAGGGGAAUGUCCAUAAUUUUGAGAAGAACCUCCUGAGGUGCUCUUGGUCCCCAGAUGGCAGUAAAAUAGCAGGGGGCUCAGCUGACAGGUUUGUCUACGUGUGGGACACCACAUCCAGAAGGAUUCUGUACAAGCUGCCAGGCCAUGCUGGGUCUGUGAAUGAACUGGCCUUCCAUCCAGAGGAGCCCAUCAUUCUCUCUGCAUCCAGUGACAAAAGGCUCUACAUGGGGGAGAUCCAGUGAAGCCAGUGGUGGGAUCUGUGCCCUCAGGAUCCUCAGCUUCCAGCAGUGGGAUGGACUCUCUCCCCCUUGGCUCGUGGCACUGGGGAAUGUUGCAGCACCUCGGUGUGACAACCCAACAUGUGCAGGUCUUAAAGUCUCACUGGGCAGCUUUUUCCACCUCCUCUUUCUUUGGGGAGGAAGGAAAAUUUGGAAUUGAAAGUAACUGAGUUUUGACUGUGCCACUGAGGAUUUAACCCUCCCCCAGAUCCCUUGGAUUAGGUACCUUUUGUUUGAAGCCCAGACAUAGCCUGUAUAUUCCCUGUCCAGUUCCUCUUGGGUUUUUUUUAUACAGUUAAAACUGCAAUAAAUGGCUUUUUACAGA